GGGAGCGUGCAUGGGUGGGCAGACUAGCCGUGUCCUCGACUAACGAGAUAUUUGUGACUGACGAGCCCGACUACACAAUCCAGGUCUUCAGCAUGAAGGGAGGUUUCCUUCGCAGUUUCUCCUUAGGAAACAUGGAACCAAGUGCCGUGUGCAUGGGCCACAACGACACCCUGUGGGUCGUAUUGGACAGAGGUUCCAAAUUUGACAUCCGACAGUACAGCAAAGAGGGACAUGACCUUGCUAAGUUUACAUGCAGUAUCAAAUACAAAAUGGUCUAUGGGAUUGCCUGGCACAAGCUUUCUGACAGAAUCAUACUCACUCUGGCAAUAUUAGGACACAGGCAGGAUCCAGUAAAGGUUGCAUGGUUUAGUCCUACUUACACACAGGAGUCGGCAACGUGUAAUGUAAGCACGUUUGGAUCAGAGGGUGGACGCUUCCCACAGCUAGUUACUGUGGACCAGAAAGGGAACAUCUUCGUCGCAGACCAUUCAAACUCUCGUAUUCUAAAGUAUGACAAGAACGGAGUCUACCUGUCCAGUUUUGGCAGCAAAGGUAGGAAACCAGGGAAUCUUUAUAACCCCUCAGGAAUCUGUGUGGACAGUUUGGGGCGUGUGAUCGUGGCUGAUUUUUGGAACAGUCAGUUGGAGAUGUUCACAGCUGAGGGAGAGCACAUCCACACCAUAGCUUACAUUAAACUACCCAUGCAAGUUGCUACAGGUGGGGAGGGGCAGCUUGUGGUGUCAAAUCGGUAUGGCUUUGUAACCAUCUUUCCAAAAUAUUAG
Messenger RNA from Branchiostoma belcheri (Belcher's lancelet), 782 nucleotides. RefSeq names its product protein lin-41-like. The record is from RefSeq and is a predicted model, not a curated record. The transcript has a single exon. The coding region runs from base 93 to 782 and encodes 229 amino acids. Gene Ontology annotation, molecular function: protein binding. Gene Ontology annotation, cellular component: extracellular region. Lineage: Eukaryota; Metazoa; Chordata; Leptocardii; Amphioxiformes; Branchiostomatidae.